UUGCUGCUUUCGGUACCCAGGCGGGAAGUGAGCAAAAGUGCAAAGCGGGAGGAGCCCCUAGAAGCUCCGAGGGCCGCCAGUCGCUAGCGGGGAGGCCGAGCCCGAGAAAAUGCAGGUGCCAGAGGUUGGCGGGUCGGUUUGCGCCGGGUCCGACCCUGAGGGCCUUCAGGUGCAAGGGGGCGGGGGCUCCGGGCGACUGGCCGCCGAGCCGGGGCGGGCCGGGCCGCGGGGCAUUUAAACCCGGCGGACUGCCAGCGAGGGACACGCGCCGGCUCCGCGCCCUCCGUCGGCCACCGGCUCGGCGCCCUCCGUCGGCCACCCUCUCCGCUUCGGAUACCGGCCGGGCGCGAUGCGGUCUUCCUUGGCUCCGGGUGUCUGGUUCCUGCGCAACUUCUCCAGGGACAGCUGGUUCCGAGGCUUCAUCCUGCUGCUGACCUUCUUCAUCUAUACCUGUUAUCACAUGUCCAGGAAGCCCAUCAGUGUUGUCAAGAGCCGUCUGCACCAGAACUGCUCGGAGCUGCUCAAGCCCAUCAACGACAGCGACAGCCUCAAUGACACGACAUGGUGUGACUGGGCUCCAUUUGAUAAGAACAACUACAAGGAGUUACUGGGGGCCGUGGACAACGCCUUCCUUGUGGCCUAUGCCAUCGGCAUGUUCAUCAGCGGGAUUUUUGGGGAGCGGCUCCCCCUCCGUUACUACCUUUCAGCUGGAAUGCUGCUCAGUGGCCUUUUCACCUCGCUCUUUGGCCUAGGAUAUUUCUGGAACAUCCACAUGCUCUGGUACUUUGUGCUCAUCCAGAUCUGUAACGGACUUGUCCAGACCACAGGCUGGCCCUCCGUGGUGACCUGCGUUGGCAACUGGUUCGGGAAGGGAAAGCGGGGGCUCAUCAUGGGCAUCUGGAACUCACACACAUCCGUGGGCAACAUCCUGGGCUCCCUGAUCGCUGGUGUCUGGGUCAACGAGCAGUGGGGCCUGUCCUUUGUGGUACCGGGCAUCAUCACUGCUGCCAUGGGCGUCCUCACCUUCCUCUUUCUCAUCGAAUACCCAGAAGAUGUGGACUGCACGACUCCUCAGCACCACACAAGUGAUGGGCUGGACGAGAACCAGGACAACCCUGAGGACCUUGGGAAUGGUCCCUGCAUUAACAAGGAGAGCAGUCUGGAGAGUGCGACCAGGUGCCCCAAGGAGCCAAGAGCGCAGCCUGCCGCCAUCAGCUUCCUUGGGGCGCUCCGGAUCCCGGGUGUGGUCGAGUUCUCCUUGUGCCUGCUCUUUGCCAAGCUGGUCAGCUACACCUUCCUUUACUGGCUGCCCCUCUACAUCUUCAAUGUGGCUCACUUUAGUGCCAAACAGGCUGGGGACCUGUCUACCCUCUUCGAUGUUGGUGGCAUCAUGGGUGGCAUCAUGGCAGGGCUCAUCUCGGACUACACCAACGGCAGGGCCACCACCUGCUGCGUCAUGCUCAUCUUGGCUGCCCCCAUGAUGUUCCUGUAUAACUACAUUGGCCAGAACGGGAUUACCAACUCCAUAGUAAUGCUGAUCAUCUGUGGGGCCCUGGUCAACGGCCCUUACGCACUCAUCACCACUGCGGUCUCUGCUGACCUGGGAACUCACAAGAGCCUGAAGGGCAACGCAAAGGCACUCUCCACUGUCACGGCCAUCAUCGACGGCACUGGGUCCAUAGGUGCGGCUCUGGGGCCUCUGCUAGCUGGGCUGAUUUCCCCCACAGGCUGGAACAAUGUCUUCUACAUGCUCAUCUCUGCCGACAUUCUGGCCUGCUUGCUCCUCUGCCGGUUGGUGUACAAAGAGCUCCUAGCCUGGAAGUCAUCCCUGAGCAGAGACAGAGGGUAUAAAGAGAUAUGAAGUCCUGAUUUGAAGAGAAGCACGGAGGGCCCCAGCUGAUUCCCAAAGUGCUCCCCCUACCCCCCCCCCCACGGGGGGGCAAGACAAUGGAACCGGCCACAGACGGGCUGACAGGCCGCAGAGGGGCUGGGAGGUUCUCCAGGGGAAGGGGCCUGCCAACAUGAGGGAUGCAGGACUCACGGCCCUGAGCUCUGGAAGCGCAAGCAGAAGGGUUGAGGAUCAGAGCUGAGUGGUGUCUCCAGCUUGGUAAGGGAAGGAUAUGCUCAGACUCUUGCUUGUUUAGAUUCCAAGACAGAGGCAGGGGCCUGACAUGGGCCACGGCCUGGGAAAGGUGUGUCUCUCCUUCCCAUGUGGAAAGUGAGCCUCAGUGACCAGCCUGUCCCUGUCGGUGGAUUUCUGACCCCGUUUCAGAGCUGCCCAUCCUCGCUUCCUUCCUUUGUCCAUGAGCCCGUUCUCUGGUGUAUUUCCCCAUGUUGGAACCUCUUCUACGCCGCAUUGGAUCCUCUUUCUGACUCCUGACCCGAGCCAAUUAAAGUGUUAUUGCUGAAUCCUCCGGGGCCAGGACCAGGGAGGGGCAAGGGGGGUGCCGAGGGGACGGGCGUUAGGGAGGUAUUGCUCUUGGGCCUGGGGCUGGGCCUCCCCGGAGCGUGAGGGCCUCCCUGGCCCCCGUCUCGUCGUCUCAGUCCUGUGUCCCCAGAGAAGGAGCACAUGUCCAGACAGUGCCGGGAGCGGGGCAGGCCUGACUAAAGCCACCGGUGCCAGUGACGACCCAGGGCUCACCGCACGCGAGCCCUGCUCUGGGAACGGAGUAGCCGGUGGGCGCGAAGAAGGACUUCCGCCCUGAGCACAGGGCCCAGGGUGAUGAGGCUAGCAAGAAGGCAGGCUGCUGGUUCGUUCAGGCCCGAGUGACCGGGCAGUGGCCCGAGCUCUCUGCGGCACCCCCCCCCCCCGCCUCCUCCCCUCCGUGUUCCUGCCGUUCCCCGCCCCCCCCCCCGCCCCCCGGCUCCCGGAGGGCGGCACGCCAGGCCAGCUCUUGGCAUUGCUCGCGGACCUCCGAAGCUGCCCGUCAGCACAACACAGAUCCGUGUCAAGGCUUGGCGGGCCGCGCGGGCUGUCGGCUUGUCGGCUUCCCUGAGCACAGGCUCGCGACCACGCGGGUGGCCUGCGGGGCACGGCGGGCGCUAGAGCCCCGUCCGAGGUACAGCCGUGGCGGUGGCCAGGGCAACACUGACACGGUACACACUGCCCUGGUGACAGACUGGGAAGGCUGACACUCACUCACUGGGACUUUGAAAGCAGGAGACGGUCCGGGACCUCUAGGUCCUCAGCACCC
Molecule: messenger RNA, 3194 nt
Organism: Zalophus californianus (California sea lion)
Lineage: Eukaryota; Metazoa; Chordata; Mammalia; Carnivora; Otariidae
Gene: SLC37A2
Product: solute carrier family 37 member 2
Exons: 18
Coding region: 350-1861 (503 amino acids)
Biological process (GO): phosphate ion transmembrane transport; glucose-6-phosphate transport
Cellular component (GO): endoplasmic reticulum membrane
Molecular function (GO): glucose 6-phosphate:phosphate antiporter activity
Source: RefSeq, a predicted model, not a curated record